CUAGAAAAAAAUGACCAAGGGUACCCAAUCAUUCGGUUUGAGACACACCAAGACACACGGUAUGUGUCCAAGAUGUGAUAGAAGAUCUUACCAUAUUCAAAAGAAGACUUGUGCUUCUUGCGGAUUCCCAUCACCAAAGAUCAGAAAGUACCAAUGGGCUUAUAAGGCUAUUAGAAGAAACACCACUGGUACUGGUAGAUGUCGUUAUUUGAAGCUCGCUUUGAGAAGAGAAAGAAACGGAUGGAAGGUCGGAAGCACCCCAAAGGCUGCCGUUAACAACAAGCAAAACUAAAUUUGUUGAAUAAAACUCCAAAAAUUAUUU
Naegleria gruberi is the source of this 322-nucleotide messenger RNA. RefSeq lists its product as uncharacterized. Gene Ontology annotation, cellular component: ribosome; cytosolic large ribosomal subunit. Gene Ontology annotation, biological process: translation. The transcript has 2 exons. Gene Ontology annotation, molecular function: structural constituent of ribosome; RNA binding. Bases 11 to 292 code for a protein of 93 amino acids. The record is from RefSeq and is a predicted model, not a curated record. Lineage: Eukaryota; Heterolobosea; Eutetramitea; Acrasida; Naegleriidae.